Molecule: messenger RNA, 3208 nt
Organism: Clunio marinus
Lineage: Eukaryota; Metazoa; Arthropoda; Insecta; Diptera; Chironomidae
Source: the annotation of a GenBank genome assembly
GCAGUCGAAAUCGGUACUUCUUCGGAGACGUUUCUUUCUUACAAUCGUAGUAGUUUCAUACUAAGUUUCAACUAAAAUGAAAGUUAUAAUUUUUAUGCUCGCACUUGUGCUGGCUGUAAGUGCUAGGCCACAAGAGUAUGAAGAUUAUGAACAACAAACAGCACGGCCUGCUGCAAGGAACCUACCACAUCAAGGAUAUCACCAACAACAAAAAUCGGGAGAUCGUGAAACGUCAACAUGGAUUCCAAUUAUUCAAUAUGACAAACAACAAGGAACUGAUGGAAGUUAUCAGACACAUUACGAAACUGGAAACAAUAUCUUAGCAGAGGAAAGUGGAUACCUUAAAGACAUCAAUGAAGAUAAUCCUGCCGGAACUCUUGUACAGAAGGGAUCGUACAGUUAUGAAACUCCUGAAGGACAGAUCAUCAACGUUGAAUAUCAAGCUGAUGAAAAGGGUUUCCGUGUUCAUGGAGAUCAUCUCCCCACACCACCACCAGUCAGUCCAGAAAUUCAAAAGGGACUUGAUUUGAUCUAUGAAGGUAUUAAACUUCAAGAAGAACGUCGCAGAAACAAUCCAAACUAUGCUGCUGACAAAGCUGAACGUGAUCGUUUGAACUACUUGGGACUCUAUAUGAUAAACUCGUUCAGAUAUUUACGAUGCAUACCAAAUAUUCGUUCUUCAUUCUAUCUUUCUUUCAAUCAAAGCAAAAAUUUUGCAACGGAACACCAAGAUGGGCCUUUAAAAGUUUUGAAGAAAAAAAUAGCCAACAAUGAACUGAUGCCAGAUGAACAUCAAAUGAAAGUGGUUGAAGACUUGCAAUAUCUCUACGAGGAAACGAAAGAUUAUGAACCUUUAAGUUCCGGAAUCGUAAGUUGGUUUGCCUUGAACAAGAAGAAUAUAACAUCAGAUAUUAAAGGAUUAUACAUCUACGGAUCGGUUGGUGGUGGAAAAACAAUGUUAAUGGACAUGUUUUUCGAUUGUUGCAAGAUCGAAAAGAAAAAGCGCGUACACUUUAACUCAUUCAUGACUGAUGUUCAUAAAGAAAUUCAUAAAAUAAAACAGCUUCAAGUGCGCGAUACUACAUCGACAAAACCUCAGCCAUUUGAUCCAAUAGAGCCAGUUGCUGAAUUAAUUAAAGAAGACGCUUAUUUGAUUUGUUUUGAUGAAUUUCAAGUGACUGAUAUUGCAGAUGCUAUGAUUCUAAAGAGACUUUUCACCAGUCUUUUCGACAAAGGCGUGAUUGUAGUUGCUACAAGUAACAGAAAGCCUGAUGAUCUUUAUAAAAGUGGAUUGCAAAGAAGUAAUUUCCUUCCAUUUAUUCCAAUUCUGAAAAAUCAUUGUGAUGUUCGUGCUCUUGAGUCUGGUAUUGAUUAUCGUUCGACAAAUAAAGGCGAGGGUGAACAUUACUUUUUGACUUCAGAUCCGGAUUCGGAAUCAAAAGUGAAAGCAAUCUUCAAAGUUCUUUGUAGUCAAGAGAACGAUAUUGUCAGGCCUAAAACUUUCACACAUUUUGGAAGAAAUAUUACAUUCGAAAAAACUUGUGGACAAGUUCUUUUCACGACAUUUAAUGAAUUAUGCGAUCGUGCUUUGGGUGCUAGUGAUUACUUGCAAUUAGCUCAGUAUUUUCACACAAUCAUCAUUCGAGAUGUUCCACAAUUGAACCUUAAACUUAAAUCACAAACUAGACGCUUCAUUACUUUAAUUGAUUCACUUUAUGAUCGUAGAAUAAGAAUUGUUAUUGUGUCGGAAGUGCCACUUAAUUAUUUGUUUUCGAAUGUUGUUCCUGAUGGAAUGGAAUUGAGCGAUGAACAUAGGUCGUUAAUGGACGACUUAAAAUUAUCAAAAGAUUCGGCUGAUUUAUCUGCAAAUAUUUUCACUGGUGAAGAAGAAUUGUUUGCAUUCGAACGCUUUCUUCAUUUUGCCCCGCACGUUUGUUUUUCUUCAAUUCGUAAAAUGAACAAAUACCUUGUAAAUCAGCCUGUUCCCUUUGACGAAACAUGGUUCAAAGAUGUAAACAUAAAUUUGCGUGGCCUUGAAGCAAAAAUCAAAACAUUGUCGCAAUAUAAAGUUUCAGAUACCGAAAAUCGUAUUGCUUGGGCUUUAAAAGCAAUGACAUUAACCGACUUAACAACACUUGCUGGAGAUGAUUGUAAAUCUAACGUCGAACGUUUAUGUAUUCGUGCUUGUUACCCUUUAGGAAUGCAUUCGAUGAAUAUCAAUGAACGUGAUGAAUUCCUGAAACAAUUGCACGUCGCUGCCGUUUGUGUUUAUCCAACUAAAGUGAAAGAUGCUUUCGACACACUCUCGUCACUUCAUAAGAUUGGUGACAUUCAUAUUGCUGCUGUUGCGACUGGAUUUCCGACUGGGUUGUAUCCACUGGAAACAAGAUUGAAGGAAAUAACUUUUGCUAUUGAAAAUGGAGCAACUGAAAUUGAUAUUGUAAUAGAUCGAAGUCUUGUUCUCACUAAUCAAUGGCGGAAAUUGUACGAUGAAGUUGUAGAAAUGAGAAAAGCUUGCGGAACUGCCGCUCAUAUGAAGACAAUUCUAGGAAUUGGUGAAUGUGGAACAAUGACGAAUGUUUAUAUUGCUUCAAUGAUUUGUAUGAUGGCAGGAGCUGAUUUUAUUAAAACAUCAACAGGAAAAGAAACGGUCAAUGCAAAUCUUCCCGUUGGAUUGUGCAUGAUUCGCGCGAUUCAAGAGUUCAAAAGACGAACUGGCGAAAAUAUUGGACUUAAGCCAGCUGGCGGUGUAAGAACAGUAAAUGACGCCAUCGACUGGUUGAUUUUAAUUAAAAUGACUUUGGGCGAUGAAUAUUUAUGUCCUCAUCUCUUCCGAUUCGGUGCUUCCGGUUUGCUUGAUGACAUCGAAAAGUUUCUUGUGAAGGAGCUCGUUAACAAAAAGGUGAUCGAAUAAAUAGGAACAGAUAAAUUUGUUUUAUUCUGACUCUCUUAUAUCGAAUAUCACAAAGAAAAGUUCAAAUAAUGUUAAAGAAAAUAAAAAUGAUUUGUUAAAGAAUUUUAAAGCCUCCAUCAGCCAUCGAUGAAUAUUUAACAACACGAAAUUUCUUUUUGUCGUCAUAAUAUCCAUAAAAUCCAAAAACAUUCCCUUGUUCAUCCUUCUCUUCGUGUCUUAACUGUCGAUUAUCGCUAAAAUGUCAUUAAAGUGUUAGUUUUUAUAAUUCAACUUAUUAGAUUAAAGCUUCGGUUG